AUGAGAACUGGACCAGGAGUGCACUAUCCUAUUAAGUGGGUAUAUAUCCGUAAAAAUUUGCCCCUUAGAGUUAUCGAAGAAUUCGAAAAUUGGAAAAAAGUCUGUGACAUUGGUGAAGAUUGUGGAUGGAUAAAAGGCACUCUAUUAAGCAAUAAACGUUAUGUGAUGAUCAAGGAAGACACUUUUGGUUACAAAAAACAAAGUAUAGAUAGCACAAUUGCUAUGAAACUGGAUAAAUUUGUUAUAAUGGGAAUAGAAAAAUGCAGUGAAGAUAAGUGUCUAUUAGUUGCUUCAAAACGCAAAGCAUGGGUGCAGAAAGAAUUUAUAUGGGGAAUAGAAUAA
This is a messenger RNA of Cinara cedri, 342 nucleotides long. Lineage: Eukaryota; Metazoa; Arthropoda; Insecta; Hemiptera; Aphididae. The record is from the annotation of a GenBank genome assembly.